GUUCGACAGCUCCCGCGCUGCGCCAUCUUGGCCCGGGAAAACGGCUUCCGAACGCGGGAAGGUGUCGUUGGUGUCUAAGGCUUGGCCAUGGACGGUGCGGACUCGACGACGGAGGCCUCAUCCUCCGGGCAGAGCCUCCAGCCCUUGAUAGAAACCUUAGAGGACCCCGCCGCCGGCACGGAGGUCCUCACCGAUGCGCUCCUCGCCCUCACCAAUCGCCUGACUGGUGAGGAAGGGAAAGAAUUCGCUGCCCAAGUUGGGAAGCACUUCCCUCAGCUCUGCAAGAUCUUUAAGACACACAUUCCUACUGAAAAUUCAGAACUGAGCAGCGCAGCCUUGCAGGCUUUAGGAUUCUGUGUGUUUAACUCCAAGAUUGCUUCGUUACUUUGUGAAUCAGAAAUACAAGAGUUGCUUUCAGUUGUAAACAGUGUUGCUGAAAGAGCAGUGGACAAAAACACUCGCACUAGAGCACUUUGGGUGAUCUCGAAACAGUCCUUUCCUGCUGAUGUUGUUGGGAAGCUGGUACCCAGUAUUAUUACUACAUUAGAGACAGUGCUUAACAAAGGAGACUUGCCUUCUAUUGUGGUUGAAUAUGAAGUACUAAAUGUUAUCAUUCGGCUCAUAGAGCAAGCUCCAUCUUCCAUGGAGAAAGAGGCUGUGAGGUGGGCCAAACUGAUCAUCCCUUUGGUUGUCCACACAGCACACAAAGUGCAGUUAAAGGGUGCAACUGCUUUGGAGAUGGGGAUGCCACUUUUACUUCAGAAGCAGCAGGAGGUGGCAGUGGUCACUGAAGUACUAAUGACUACGAAAAUAAUUCCAGAACUCCAAAAGCUUUUUUCAUCAAAAAAUGAGACUUAUGUUUUGAAACUAUGGCCUUUGUUUGUAAAGCUGCUUGGCAAAGCAUUGCAUCGUAGUGGAAGCUUUAUCAAUUCUUUACUGCAGUUGGAAGAACUUGGAUUUCGUAGUGGGUCACCAAUGGUAAAGAAAAUCGCAUUCAUUGCAUGGAAGAGUCUGAUAGAUAAUUUCGCUCUAAAUCCAGAGAUUUUAUGCACUGCAAAAAGGCUGAAGUUGCUCAUGCAACCAUUGAGCUCCAUCCACGUAAGAACUGAAGCACUGGCACUGACAAAACUAGAAGUCUGGUGGUAUUUACUGAUGAGGCUUGGAUCCCAGCUCCCAGCCCACUUUGAACAGGUGUGUGUGCCAUUAAUUCAGAGCACUUUAAGCUUAGAUGCCUCUUUCGUACAAGGGAAUUCAUCACGGUUGUCUAUUAACCAGAGUUUAAUGACACCAGGUUCUGCACAGAAAGGAGGAGCUGCUGCUACUCCAAAGAUGAAGCUGAAUUCUAGGAUUGGAGGAAUCGUGGCCCUUCCAUCCAUUCAGCUUUUAGGAAUUGAAAUGCUGCUUCAUUUCUUCAUGAGUCCAGAUGUGUUGAAAUUUGCCAACGAAAACAAUAUUGUGCUUAGUUUAGAACCUCUUCAGUAUUCAGUUAUUAGCAGUCCUUCCUUCUUCUGUAAACAUUCAAAUACAUUCAUAAAUGCAGUUCAGGAUGGCUUCAUUGCAGUUGGAAAAGAUGCUUCUGAUGUUAUUUUGAGUGCUAUCUGGAAGAAAAUGAUUGGUUUUGUAAGAGCUGCAAUUGAAUCAGGCAGCAAAAAAGAGCGGCCAAGUUCAGAAGUCCUUACAAUGCUGCUGCAAGCCUUAAAAAGCAUUGUCCUGUCAAAUGAACUGCCUGUGCUCCAGUCACUGUCCCUGAUAGAAAUCACAGUUAAAGAUUUACCUCCAAAAGUAUUAGGAUCACCAGCCUACCAGAUUGCCGAUAUGGAUCUUCUGAAUGGGACACCAGCAUUAUUCUUAGUUCAGCUCUUUUUCCAGGAAAAUGUGUUGAAAUGUUGUGUUCAGGAAGAAAGGUUUUUCUUGAACUAUGAAUCUCUUGUAAGAAUUGUUUUGUCUGGUCCUACAUCCCCCCUGGCUUUUAGCGAGUCUGUUUUCACAAUUGUUAAUCAAAGUGCGCAAUAUCUGGAAAACAAAGAAUAUCUCUGGCGAAUAUGGAGCACUGUAGUUAACCCAUUAACUGAAUGGAUUAACCAGACAAAUGAAGUAAAUCAAGGUGAUGCUUUGGAACAUAACUUCAGUGCAGUUUACAGUGCUUUGCUGCUGCCUAUAAAACACAUCUUCCCGUCUACUGGAUUUCCACAGCCCACAUUGAAAACCUUGUUACGUUCUUGGUCGGAGCUCUACAGAGCCUUUGCCCGUUGUGCGUUGUUGGUUGCAACAGCAGAAGACAAUUUAUACUGUGAUGAACUCUGUGCCAAAAUUAUAUCUGGAAUAGAAGAUGAAACUCAGAUUAAUCAGUCCAUGUUGGAUGGACUUUCUCACAUUGUAUCCGUGAUGGUUAACUGCAUCAGUUUUGCACCUUAUGGUACUAAGUAUCAGCCACCAAACAGAUCUCCACAGACACUUUCAGACUGGUCCAAAAAGAAGAAAGACGAUCCCCUUGGAAAGCUGUCAUUCCUAGUGAAGCUCUUGGUGAUCAUGGUGAACGCUCUGUACAGGCUUGAUUCAAAAGAAUCUGGUCUUGAAAAGCUAGCCCCCAUUGGUGUUUCCAUCAUUGGAGUUCUUCAGAAUAUCAUCAGCCGCAUCUCUCUGCCUUCAGUCAUCAGAUCUCUGUUCAGAAAUGUUACAAAACCACUGGCAGCAUUUUAUGAAAAAACAAAGUCUGCAAAAGUAUCUAGAGUGAGUAAUGGACUGAACAAUAAGUUUGAAAAGUUGUUUGUGGAAAGUACUAGCUGUUUCCAGUCCUACUACACUGAAGCCUUUGACAGUGAGCUGCUACAGGAGCUGUCUCCAAUACUGUGCAUCCUGCUUUUGAGCAAGACAAAGCAGAUCCGCAGCCAAGCCGCUCAGUUCUGGAAUGCAACCUUUGGGAAAGCUGUCAUGCUGGCAUACCCAGAAGAGCUGAAAUCUGUUUUGGAUCAAGCCAGGCAUAAAACAAUUCUCUCAUUGCCUGGUUUUGAAAGCAUUUCGAUGGCAGCAGAGUCCACAGAGACAUGCUCAGAUUCAGUAGAGAGCUCCCAAUGGGAUCCUAUUGUAAGUGGAAUAGAGGUAAACUCAACUGGGAAAAGGGACUCCUUGCUGGCACAAACCAGUGAAGUAAAAGAGAACAGUAUUACUCCCCAUGUAACACCUGCCAAGAUGAUACUAGAGUUCCCACAGUUGAAAACAAAUAAAAAAACCAUACUUCUGGAAGAAGAAAAUACUGCUGACUUCGUGUUUAUUCCUCCAGAAACAAAAGAGAGAGUAUUGACAGACCACCAAAAAGAAGUUCUAAGAACUAAAAGGGUUGAUAUUCCUACAAUGUACAAUAACCUGGAUGCCUCCCAAGACACUGCCUUGUUUUCCCAGUACAGCCAAAGCCAGGAAGAGUCUUUGGAGGUAGAUGUGAAAGAAGAACACGGAAAGAAAGAGAACGAAACAGAAUCUCAGGAUGAAAAAGUGACAAGUGAGCUGCCUGAUGCUCCCUGUGAAGUUACUGAAAAGUGCAAGACACAGGGGCCUCCAGAGGAAAUUGCUACUACUACUACUAACACUACUGAGCAACAUGAGAAAAUGAACUUAGAUCCAAAUUGUAAGGAAUCAGAAAUGGGUGUUACUAAAACUGUUUCAGCAGAACCAGAUGUUACUUUAAAUGAAAACACCUCUAAUAUCAGCAGCAGUAGCUCUUCUUCUAGUGACGUCAUUUCAGGAACCCCGCAGCCUGUCAGUCGAAGACAGUCCUUCAUAACUUUGGAAAAAUUUGAUAGUUCAGAGAUCAGGCCCUUCAGUCCUUCAACUUUCAGUCAUACCUCAGGGCCCUCUGUAAGUACGCUGCUUUUGUCAUCCAAACAGGAAAGCAUGGCUACUUCAGAUGAUUCUCCCAAAGGCAGCCCAACUCUUGACAAUAAGGAUAACUACCAAGUCAAAAGGGGAGGAGGGCAGAUUCGCACUAAAAGGUCAUUCCAUGAAAUCAUAGAUGCGCUAGAGAAUUAUGUCAAAGUUAAAAAAGCAAAAGAGGAAAGCAAACUGAAUUCACAAUUGCGCUCUGCGAGCACAUUAGGGAUAAAGAAGUCAAGUCUUAGGAAAAAUCAAGCAGAGCUUUCUGAAGACAAAACAAAGCAAACAGAGCAGGAUCAGGAAAAAAAUACUGCAAUACCUGCAGUCGAACAUGUUGAGGAGAAACCUGAGGUACCUUGUGAGACUCAAGAAGCGGCAUCCAGUUUGAAUACAACUGAUAAAACAGCAGAAAAUAAGCAAACUUUGGACAAUGUUGCAGAGACAAAGGUAGAACCAAAUUUAGAUUCUACUAAAGAGAAUACCCCUCCAGUAAUAGAUGCACCAGGAGAAGCAAUAUCUAAUGUUAGCCAAGCCCCACAAAUUUCACCUAGUCAAAAAACAUUACGACGUUCAUUAAGACGAAAACCAGAAACCAUGGAAGAGUCUGCAGAUAGUCAGGAGAAGGGCAGUCAGCAGAAAAAGGAUGGACAUAAAGAUGAUGAAAAGCUGCCAAAGAAAAGUCCCCAGGGUAAAGAGAUAGUUAUACAAAAAUCUGUGCCUGAAAAAACAAUGGAUACACGAAGAGGAGGUAUACAUGGAAGUAAUACUGCAGAUGUAAUAGUCACAGAUGAAUGCCAGACUUCAAGAAAUAGCCAAGAGAAGGGUAACAAAAGCACUGGAAAGACUGAAGGCAACAACAGUGCAUCAGACAUAGAUAAUUUGCAAGUCUCUGCACCAGAUGCAACUGAGGAGAAACCAAAAGAUCAUCCACGAUACCAUACCCGAAGAUCCUCACAAGGGUUGCUUACUCGUAUAGAAAACUCAGAAUCAGAAAGUUCUGAAACAAGAGAAGAAGGCACUAAAAGGAAAAGAGAAUCAGAAAGUUCUGAAACAAGAGAAGAAGGCACUAAAAGGAAAAGAUCGGAAAGAUUGAAAAAUAAAACCAGCUCUUUUGGAAACAAUGUCAAAGAGGAUCUGGAAAGCCAAGAUGUUCAUUCACAAAGUGUAGUAGAAAUCCAGAAUAUCUCCAUAGAAAAUAAAGAGAUGAUACUGCCUGAGUGUCAUGUGAACUUAAGUUUGAUUACAGGUAAUUGUAAAGAAAAAGACAAAAAUACCCUCCAAGUUAGUGAAUGUUUGGAAAAUAAACAAGACAUGGACACUCCACUUUAUAGAGAGACGUCUGAUGAAGAUAAAAAUUCAGACAAAUCGAUGACAGAGUCAUCUUUAGAAAUUGAGGAGGGAAGUAACAUUCUCGAUACAGAUUCUGUUCUAUGCUCCAGCAAAAGGAAUCUUACUGAUGUUUCAGGAGAUGAUGUCUGUACAACAGCUGUUUCGUUGGGUUCAUCUGAGAAAACAGAAAUGCCUGAAUGCCAGCACAAAAGAAGCAGGCGGGCUAGAAAAUCAAAGAACUGUGACUGCUGUGAAACGUCAUACGUGCUGUUAGUAAGGUCUGAUCUUAAAAAACCAGGUACUCUGGAAUUAAGGUCAAAAGAGCCUAAAAAGACGCCUAAUAAAGCAACAGUGGCUUCACCAUCUGUUUCUGCUGAAGAACCUUCAUCUGCAGAAAGCUUGACUGCAGUGCCGUGUGCAACAAGUACCCCAGUGCCCUUUGUAAAGGACUUUGCUGAACAGAAAGAUUCGAGAAGUGUUGAAUCUGACAGGGAUUUAUCAGAGGAUGAGGCGCCAAAAGAGGAACCCAGCAACGUGCCAUGUGGCAAAAUUGAAGGUGACAAUUCUAUUGUCGAAGAGGAGUCUCACAACUUGUCCUGUAUCCAAAGUGAAGGUGACAUACCUAUUGCUGAAAAAGUUUCUGAAUCAAGUUCACCAGAGACUCAUUCAAAAGAAUCCAUUGCUCCUUGUCCAUCAGAAGUGGACACAGUUCCAGCUGCUUUAAAAAAGGAAGUCACUAAUCAUAGUGAUGAAUUGGAAGAAGCAGUAAUGGAUGUCAACCAACUUGAGGGUGAACAGUCUAGUGAAUCAGUUGCCAGUGUUGUCCAGAAUGCUAUAGAAGAGGCUGCUGCAGCUUGUGCGACGAUGCUACCAGAACCUCAAACUGAAGCGGGCCAGAAAGAACAUGCAGAAAGUGCUGCAGCAGAAAUGUCGUUUGGAUGCCAAACUUCAGCUCCGGGACAAAUUAGCAAUAGUAACUCAGACUCUCCUCUCAAAUCUGAAGAACUUGAUGCUUUAUCUUUGGCCAAGAUGGAUGAAAGCCCUAAUGGAAUGCAGGCACGCUGCGUUUGGUCUCCUUCAGCAUCCCCUUCUAGCAGUAUUUUGAAGAGAGGUGUUAAAAGACAACAAGAGGAGGAUUCUCCACCUGUAAACAAGAGCCGACGUGUUUCCUUUGCCAAUCCAAUUUACCAAGAGGAAUUAGCAGAUGACAUUGACCGACGUCCUGUGGUUAGAAACCAUUAUUGCAAUGGUUCUCCAUCUGUCCGAAAUAUUAAAUCUUCACCUAGCCCUAUCAAGCCUAUUACCACUCCAACCAAAGGAUCUCUGUCCCCAGGAACUCGUAGCCUUAAGUAUAAGAGCUCAAAGAAGUGUUUAAUUGCCGAAAUGGUUAAGGAACCAUUGCCAGCUCCUACAGAAAGCAUAUAUCCUGCAUUGGCGGGCUGUAAAACACCGAUUGACACAAUUUUGCCACAGAUUACCUCAAAUAUUUGGGCCAGAGGAUUAGGACAACUCAUUCGAGCAAAAAACAUCAGGACUGUGGGUGAUCUGAGUUCCCUGUCGGCCGCGGAAAUAAAAACACUUCCCAUUCGUUCUCCCAAAGUGUCAAAUGUUAGAAGAGCUCUUAAAGGAUACCAUGAGCAACAGAUAAAGUCUCAUGGACCUGAGGAAACGGCUGGCCAGGAGGACACUGAAAAGCUUGUCAAUGGCAUGGACGAGAAGCCCUGUUCAACGAGUGAUGACAAAACAAUGGCAGACUUGUGUGAACCAGUCGCCUUGAGGGCAGAUGAACAGUCAGCCAUAGACCUUUGGGCACAGAUCAAUACAUUUACUGCUCAGAUGACAUCCGAAAACCUUCUCAGUUAUUCAGGGGAAGAACUCAUUGAAAUGAUAGAGAAACUCAAUAACACGACAAAUUGUAUUAUGAAACAUUUACAAAGCCGUUGGAAGUCUUCAGCCCAAGAGAGCACCGUUUGACCUUUUACAUAGUUCUUUUUUUUUUUAAAGACUUUGUUGUAUGACAUCUUAUUUCUAAAAUCCUGUAAUUUUUAUUGCAGUUAAAUACCUUGAGUGUAUGAGAUGCUUUAAGCAGAUGGAUAUUUUUUAAAAAAUUGAGUAAGACAUAGUGUUUAGGCAUAUACUUUUAAAAUUUCAUGACCUCACUAUUCAAGUUUAUUUCAUAGUUGCUGCUAUUCACAGUUUCCAAAUGUGUGAAGACUGUGAAACUUACAUUUAGUACGUUAGUUAUAUUUUUGAAAAGGAGGCUUGUCUGAUGCUGAGUUGCGUCAAACAUAAUAAAAAAAGGCUGUGAAUUGUGUUUAUAGUAAUUUCCCUGACAUUUUGGAUAGUAUUUUUUACUAGCAUGUACACUAGGUUUCUCAUGUACACUGCUUUUAAUACUUAAACAACAUCUCUGAAUACUUACUCGGCAAGUUACACUCAGCCUGUUUUUGCAUGCAUCUGUUAUGCAGAAGGAAACGGGUCACUACACAAUUUCAGUGGAUUUUCUCAGGAUCAAAUCACAUGUUAAUAGGAUUUUAUACAAAACAGAGCUAUACUUACUGCAUCCUCUGACUUAUGAGUAGAUUGAACAGAAAUAACUUUGUAUAUUAUGUAUAGGUUUAGCAAUUGCAGAUGCUUUAAAUUAAAUGCACUGCAUUAAAUGCACUGUGAUAUCUUUGGAUGGGAGAAAUCUUGACUGUACAAUAUGUUUUCCAGUUUGGAUAAGGUAAGAGACCCAUCCACCUGUUAAAAGCAAAUAAGUUUAUAUAUAUAUAUAUGUAUAUGAAUAAAAUAGUUAAUUAUUCUACUAA
Anolis carolinensis (green anole) is the source of this 8006-nucleotide messenger RNA. It is a transcript of the gene rif1, whose product is annotated as replication timing regulatory factor 1. Gene Ontology annotation, biological process: telomere maintenance. Gene Ontology annotation, cellular component: nucleus. The record is from RefSeq and is a predicted model, not a curated record. The transcript has 35 exons. The coding region runs from base 88 to 7170 and encodes 2360 amino acids. Lineage: Eukaryota; Metazoa; Chordata; Lepidosauria; Squamata; Anolidae.